Molecule: messenger RNA, 1929 nt
Organism: Striga asiatica
Lineage: Eukaryota; Viridiplantae; Streptophyta; Magnoliopsida; Lamiales; Orobanchaceae
Source: the annotation of a GenBank genome assembly
AUGAUUACCGCCCUAAAGAAAUCUGCUAAAUUACAAAUCUUUAUUGGAGCUAUAUUGGAGCUUCUUGAAUCAUCAACAAAUCUGCUACUACCGAAUCGCGGACAAAACAAGUGGAAAAUAAAGUACGGAACAAAGCGUUCGAAAUUUGGAAAUACUGAUCAUGAAUUGCCUUUAGACAAGGAAGAGAGAUUGAAUGCUGCAAUGGACAUAACCAAUGAUGAUAUCGACAUGAAUUUGAUUAAUAACGUUAUUUCCGGUGUUGCCAAUGAAGUCGAAUUCAACUCUAAUAACAAGAGUGGGAUGGUCAGAUACAUGCCUCAAAAUGGUAUGGAAUUCGAGACAAAGGAGGCAGCCUAUGCUUUCUACAGGGAGUACGCCAGGUCAGUCGGGUUCGGUAUCACAAUAAAAUCCAGCCGGAGGUCCAAAAAAUCCGGAAAAUUCAUCGAUAUAAAAAUUGCUUGCUCUAAAUUCGGUCACAAGCGCCAUUCAGCAACUGCGAAUACAAAUCCAAAGGCAUGCUCCAAAACGGACUGCAAAGCAAGCAUGCAUAUCAAGAAAUAUAAUCCAGAAGGUAAGUGGUUUAUAUAUGGUUUUGUGGAGGAGCAUAAUCAUGAAACCUGCCCAGAUGACUUUUUUAGUAAUGCUAUGAGGGGAAAGGGAAAGAAUGAUAGCUCUAAUCGGGCACAAAGUGUCGUCUCCUACUUUGACAGGUAUGUACACAAGGAAACCACAUUUGACCAGUUCAUCCAUCAACUCAAGCUAUUUUUGCGCGAGAUUUCAGAAGACGAAGCAAAAGCAGAGAGCGAAACUCGGCACGGCCAACAAGAAUUAUUUUCUUGUUCGCCUUUUGAGAUGCAAAUGUCUAAAAUCUAUACACGUGCAAUAUAUAAAUACUUUCAAGCUGAAGUUUCGGGAAUUCUUUCUUGUACUGUUGCAAUGGAGGGGGAGGAUGAGAAAACCGUAACUUACAGAGUUGAUGAUAUGGGAAGAAAGCAGAGUUUCACUGUAUCUUGGAACAAAAGAAAACACGAUGUGUGUUGUUUGUGCCAUUUGUUGGAGUCCCGUGGGUUUCUCUGCAGUCAUGCUUUGUCAGUUCUUCAACUGUCUGGCGUGUUCACUGUACCACCUAAGUAUAUACUUGAAAGGUGGACGAAAGAUGCAAAAGUCGGGAGCAUAACUCGUCAAGAGUCGAUUAGUACAAAUUUCAGGAUCCAGCGGCUUAAUGAUCUCUGCAAACUAGCAGUUGAAGUUGGUGAAAAAGGAUCUUUAUCAGGGGAAGCUUAUCGAGUUGCAUUUGGUGAUUUAGGAGAAACUUUGAAACGUUGUGUAGACAUGAGAAAUUCUUUGAAGAGCAAUCCAGGCCUUCUUCCAAUAGGUCAAAGAAAAGAAAAACCAAAGAAGAAAAAGAUACGAGCUGAGGCUGAAAAAUUAUCCACUGGGAUUCACGACGGCAGCCAAGAUGUGGAGCAGUUGAACUUGAACCAAAGAUCCCACAGCCUGCCCGACUCUUAUAUUUAUCAGCAGGGCUUGGAAGGAAUGGAAUUUGGAACACGAAUGCCUAUAAUCAAUGGGUAUUAUAAUGCAGAGCAUGAUGGUCACGAAUUACUGGGGCAUCUAAACGCAUUGCCUUCCUUGCACGGUUAUUACUACACCGAGCAGCCAUUUGUGCAGGGUGUUUUGGCGUCAUGUGUUGUUUCAGGGAAAUCAAAAUUCAGUCUCGACAUGUCAGCAAUCAUCCUACCCAACAAAAUUCGCAGGGACCGGUCAGGUAAAGAUGGAGAACAUGAAAGGAAAAGAACUGGAUGUGAGUUUUACAGUUUUAAGUUUCUUGCUUGUACAGUUGUACCAGUCUGUAUAGUAGCGGAGUUUCACGGUGUCAAUUCUAUUAUGUGGUGGAAACAUUCGUUUAAGUAUCUCUCGCAUUGCUGA